AAAGGCUGGAAAUAAAGUGUGAUUCUAAAUCUUGAUAAGUUCUGAAGUGUAAAAGACUGUGAUAUAUUAGUAUCUAAGUGAAAAGUUACGGAAUCGUGAAAAAUGCGGAUGUCCCGCAAGAAGGCGGCUCAGGUGCAGCUGCAGGCUGAGCUCAACACGGAUGAAGAGUGGGCCAAGUUUCUGCAGCGAGAUGGAUUGUUAGUGGUUGACGUAUAUUCGGAAUGGUGUGGCCCUUGCAUCGGCAUGGUGGGCAACCUGAAGAAGAUCAAGGUGGAAAUCGGAGGGGACAACCUGCAUCUAGCGGUCGCGAAGGCAGACACCAUCGAGUGCUUGAAGCGUUUCCGGAACCGCAGCGAGCCAACCUGGCUGUUCAUAGCCGCCGGCCAGCUGGUGAACAUAAUCUUCGGCGCUGAUGCUCCCCGUAUCGCGCGGACCAUCGAACAGGAGCUGAAGAAUGAGGAGUUAGCCAAGAAAGGGGAACGGGAGCGGCCUCAGCGGGCCCCUCAUGAGCUGACUCCAGAAGAACAGGAGGUGGUUCUAGCUCAAGAAAAACUAAUCGCCGAACGACGCGAACGCGAGCGCGCCGCGGCGGCAGCGGAGCGCGAAGAGCGGCGCGAAACGCGCGCGCGUCGUGUUGAUCAGCACUUCGCUGAUGUGUGUGCUGGGUUACUGCUGCCGCAUGCGCAGAAAUAUUUGAGGAAGGUGUCUGAUGCUUUGGAGCCUUUUGGAGUACUAGUCGCCGACAAACUACCCCUCCUCCUCGGCAAGAUAGAAGCACGUCGGCUAGCGGUGGAAGAACCAGAAAUGGGCAAGCCAGCAGCGAUGACCGCGCUCACGGAGCGACCCUCAUUAGCUUUGCUCUUGAAGAAACAACCAGAUAAGGAAGGGGAUAUUAUAGAGAUCUGCCGCCGAGUGUUGUACGGCGAAGGUUUGGAGGAAGAAGAACGCCCGAAAAAGCUGGUGUGUGAUGAGCUCCGCCUGGACGGAGUGCCGGGGAUAUACGUGCCAGCUGACAGGCAACAGCGGGCCGCAGUGCUGGAACUCCUGUUUCCUAAGAUGGUAGGCGCCCUAGUGGAGCCGCUCCCCCCUCCCCAACCCCCGCACGUGGCCAUGAUGUUCGGCGCGUGGCAGCGGCGCGCCGUGCUGGCCGCCGCGGCCAAGUGUGCUGCCCGCGUCUUGAAACACGGCUUUUUCGCUGACCCAAAUGUGGCGGAGCCGAGGCUGCUGUGUAAAACUGCGAACCAGUACGAGGAUCGGCUGGAGAAAGACUACUGCGAAACCAUAGUCCUUGAAGUAGCCGUAGGCCUCGCAGAACCAGAACUAGCGGACCCUGCCGACCUCUUCCCACCCGGCCCUCCUGCUGAGUUGCUCGCCCUUGGCCCCAUACACGUCAGUGUGGACGCGGUGGAAGGCGCCCUGGAGUGCGCGAGGUUCUUCCCGCCGGGGUAUUGCGAGCCAGAGGAAAAGCCGAAGCCGAAGAUUAAGAAGAAGAAGAAGAAGCGUCAAGGCGAGAAUAAAGAAGAGGCCGUAGACCCCGCCCUCUCCGCCGCUCCGUCUUCAGAAGGCGAGGCCUCUACCGAGGCUGAGGCCGCCGAGGCCGCCGAAGACGAAGCCGACCAGGACGAGGCCGACGAGGACGAGGCGGCAGUAGAUAAAGCUACGUCGCCACCGCCGAUGGCUGAAUAGAUUUACUCAUUUCUCACGGGCUCUACACAUAUACGGCCUACUUAGGCGAAUGGAAGCGAGUGCCAAUGCGUGUGCAGUCGACUCGGAUCGCCUCGCUACCAUUACGCAACGCUGCGUUUGCUGAUAUUUAUGAACUCUUACUCGAAAGGCUCCCAUUCUGACUCGAACUAAUAUUGGCAAAAAUAUCUUGUCCGAAAUGGGUGCCUGUCAUCUUCUUCAUAUAGUUAACAAUAUUCUUCAUAUUAGAAAUAUGUAUAUAUAUGUUAGGGAGCCAUUCAAAGAGUAGUACAUAAUAUAUGAGCCAUUUUAAGCUGCUUAAACCACAGACAUAAAAUCCGCGCUCGGCUUAAACAUUUCGUGUAAUGACAACUAUGUGAAGGAAUGGAACGUAAGUAAAUAGAGUAAAACGAAACGCAACUGAGAGAGGAAGACGACAAGAGGUGCGAGAGGGAUGAAGGGAACGAUUUGAAUUGUGAAAGACGUGAAUAUGAAAAUUAAAAGGGAAAAUUACUUAAAUUUAGUUAAUUGCAAAUAAAAUAAA
Messenger RNA from Cydia fagiglandana, 2227 nucleotides. Its product is annotated as thioredoxin domain-containing protein 3 homolog. The record is from RefSeq and is a predicted model, not a curated record. Lineage: Eukaryota; Metazoa; Arthropoda; Insecta; Lepidoptera; Tortricidae. The transcript is spliced from 11 exons. The coding region runs from base 103 to 1686 and encodes 527 amino acids.